CACAGCCUCAAAGGGAGUAAUCGGGCGCCCAAAUUGCACCGAAAAGACGAAGUUACACGCAUAAUAUCUUUAGAAAGCCUUGCACUUUAUCCAGCGUGUCACUUUUCCAAGUUAUAUCGUUAUUGUGUUAUCCUCAAUAUGAUUAGGUUAAUUGAUACCACGACACUGAAGUUCAAGAGAGUCGAUAAUGAAAUUAGAGCGCAUGGAAGAUACGCUAUCCUCUCUCAUGUGUGGCUGGGUAAGGAACACGAAGUCUCAUUCAAAGAACUGAAACUUCUAUCUUCAACGAAGAAAGGGGCGAUAAAAGUCCGAGAAUUCUGCCGUGUCGCACGAGAAGUAUAUGGGCUGAAAUACGCCUGGGUGGACACACGUUGUAUUAAUCACGAUGAUUUACGAGAAACCCAAACUGCUAUUAAUUCCAUGUUCAGAUGGUAUAAAAAAGCGGCUGUCUGUAUCGUCCAUCUUUUUGAGCACGAAGAUGCCCGUUCGUUUCCCGAGGCUCGUAAAGAUCUCCCUCCUGAGAGUUGGUUUAAAAGAGCUUGGACGCUCCAAGAACUUUUAGCGCCGAAAAAGGUGCAUUUCUACAAUAAGAAUUGGCACUUUAUAGGCUCCAAAGUCGACUAUGCUUCUGAAAUAAGCACCAUUACAUCAAUACCCGAGGAAGCCAUCACGAAUAAAAAGGAGCUUGGGACAUAUUCAGUAGCCCAGAGGAUGUCUUGGGUCGCUGGCAGGAAGACUACCUACGGCGAAGAUAUUGCUUAUUGCCUUUUGGGUAUAUUCGAUAUCAUCGACUUGCCGAAGGAGUAUGGUCUAGGGAACGGGGAUCGUCCUCCGGCCGACGAGGCCUUUCGCCUCCUUCAGAUGAAGAUUAUCGAUAAAUACGACGACCUUUCAAUCUUCGCAUGGUACGACCCUAAGCUCAAAGAAACGGAGAAGACUUACGACCUCCUCGCUCGUUCGCCCGAGUUAUUCGCUGAAUGUGGGGAUUUCGUUAAAAUCUCCCCAUGCGUGCAGCAAAUGGAGAUUAAGAAGAAUAAACUCCAGGUCACAGGGCAGCCACAUCUAUGCCUCGUAAAAGCUACAUCAACAAAUGAGGUUGAGCCGUGGGAAGGAGAUACGUGGUAUAAUGACACCCUGACGGUUCCCUGGGGGGAUGGCCCCCAUCGGUGCGUGCUCUUGGUUAGCAGUCUCUGCGGGAAUUUAAUAGGAAUUCACCUUGAGGAGGUAUCCCAUCACGUUUUUAGGAAAUGUGCGAGCCCGAUGCUACAAUUGGACAUGUAUCGAACUGGAUACGUCGGAUUAGACGGUUACGAGAUCAUCUUGGAUAGUGUCAGCACCAGCGUCUAGAAUAACCGAUACGCAAUCUUGGAACCUAUCAAAAUAUCCCCGACAUUGCCGGCGUUUCAACACCAUAACUACGACUACCCACCUCUACGACAUGUAUUCAAAAUCAGGGUCGGUGUAACGUAAGUAGCGUUUGAACUUGUUCAAUAUUUCUGAGCAAGACUCUACAUGCUUUGAUCUCACUUCCGCUGACUU
Messenger RNA from Hypoxylon trugodes, 1539 nucleotides. RefSeq names its product heterokaryon incompatibility protein-domain-containing protein. The transcript has a single exon. The record is from RefSeq and is a predicted model, not a curated record. NCBI's taxonomy places the organism in Eukaryota, Fungi, Ascomycota, Sordariomycetes, Xylariales, Hypoxylaceae. The coding region runs from base 139 to 1347 and encodes 402 amino acids.